Radiomyces spectabilis is the source of this 627-nucleotide messenger RNA. Its product is annotated as mitochondrial import protein Pam17-domain-containing protein. The coding region runs from base 1 to 627 and encodes 208 amino acids. The transcript has 2 exons. The record is from RefSeq and is a predicted model, not a curated record. NCBI's taxonomy places the organism in Eukaryota, Fungi, Mucoromycota, Mucoromycetes, Mucorales, Radiomycetaceae. Gene Ontology annotation, biological process: protein import into mitochondrial matrix. Gene Ontology annotation, cellular component: PAM complex, Tim23 associated import motor.
AUGUCCUUGCGCGCUGUUCAGGCACUCGCCCCCCAUGCAUCAAGAAUUGGCCAACGAUCGGUUGUGUUAAGCACAGCUCGUUUCAACAAACUCCAAACAGUUCGGUAUUCCACCGACAAUGAGCCUUCCAGCGCUCCCAAAACCGACAAGCUCAUUCCCACUUGGAACGACUACUUCAAACUGCGUUCCAAGCGUCGCGUCUACGAAACGCUUUCAUAUGCUCCUAGUACUAUCAUUCCUGCCGUUGGUGCCGGCGCUUAUUUCCUCCAACUCCAAGUGGAUCCCACCGGUUCCAUUAUGGGAAUGCAUCCUUUAGCUGCGGCGGCCGUAGGUGUUUUUGGUGCCGGUUUUGGUGGUUUUUUGGCUGGCCCUGUUUUUGCAGACGCUUUCUUCAAAUUGCUUAACCGCAAAUACGUGCCUGAGAUGGAUCAACGCGAUAAAGAGUUUUACGAGCAUAUCAAGAGAAACCGAGCCGAUGCUCGUCUCAAUUCCAUUCGUAAUCCUGUUCCUGACUAUUACGGUGAAAAGAUCAAAUCCGUCGCCGACUAUCGAUCAUGGCUGAGGAAACAGCGUGAGCAUUAUCGCAAAGGUGUCUUUGGUGGUGGAGCCGCUGAUUUGGAGGAGUAA